Messenger RNA from Lytechinus variegatus (green sea urchin), 3471 nucleotides. RefSeq lists its product as uncharacterized. The coding region runs from base 431 to 2341 and encodes 636 amino acids. The transcript has 13 exons. The record is from RefSeq and is a predicted model, not a curated record. Gene Ontology annotation, molecular function: zinc ion binding. Lineage: Eukaryota; Metazoa; Echinodermata; Echinoidea; Temnopleuroida; Toxopneustidae.
CGAGUUCGCCCUGACAGACGUCUAUUGCGCAACGUUUUGGAGAUUCUUUGGAUUGCCAUCUUCUGUAAUUUUACGGAAAUAUUACACGGAAUUUUCCGUUGAAAUGGGUUUUACUAACCAGACUUCGUAUACAUUUGUGGAAAGAUAGCAACGCAGGACUGCUGUGAUUCGCCCCUCACAUCAUAGGAAGAGAUGAAGAUGAGUGUCUUUGUGUUCACUACGAAGGUCUACGAGUAGACGCUUCGUAAAGUGCCUUCAGCUGUCUGUCGCCCUCUUUAGUUUGCCUUCAUCAAUACUUGACAGAAAUGAUUUGAUCAUUCUGCUGUUGUAACAUACAAUUGUUGGAAUCAAGUGGUGCUAAAAACGGAACAACUGUUCAUACAAUCAGUGUCAUUUUACUCUGGAGACUGUGGCACUCUAGGAACUCAGAAUGACCAUGGAUGAUUGCACUGUGGAGGAAUCUAUAAUAAAACUAAGGGGUGUGGUCAAAGAUGCAGGGGAGGGGUGUGAGAUGACCCCACCCAUUGAAUGUCGAUUGACCCAGACAGGAGGGGAGGUGGAAACCCUUUUGUCAACUGUUCUCAAAUCACAGAGGGAAAGCCAACAUGAUGAGGAUGCUGAAUCUGAUGCUGUUGUUAAACAACAAACGGCAGUAGAUGAGGUUCUCUAUCAUGCUAUGGUCCAUCUUGAAACAGAACUGAGCAAGAAAGACAAAGAUAGCCAGGAGGAAACAGAGAUUGAGGUCAAUCUCUUGGCUCGUUUGGAACAAGUUCUGGAGUACUGCUCACAUCGUCUAGACAACAAGAUCAUCUCAUUUGAAGUUCUACUACUCCUCUCUGUGGUGCUUGAUCCUCAUGCAAGCUUCAACAAAGCGGAUACCUGGUCGUCUCGUUCCUCUUUCUCAAAGAGUUCAGUACUGGCCCAGUUGAUAAACCACUUUGGUGCAUGUGGAGGAUUUGAACUCGUCAGACAGAGAUUGAGACAAGCUAGAGACCUCAGUAUUGCUCAUUUAGCAGCUCUUUUGAGGCCUUUUGGACAGUGUUACCAGCAGCUAACAGCAGAUACGAUCAAAAGCUACUUCCUGCCGACAGUGGAUGCAGUAUGUUCUCAUCUCCUAUCAUGCUCAGACAGGCAGUUGUUUCAACAAGAUAUCCAGGUGGGGGAUUUACAGGCCACUUACCUUGUUGGACCUCGAGCAGCUUACGUCAUAGUGGAGGCUGUAAUGAAUCUCUUGUCAGCUGUCAAGUCAGAAGAAGCUGAGGCAGAGGUCAAAGUUCAAUAUUGGCAAGACACCAUUCUCACUAGGUUAAAGCAUGCUUUAGAAGAUGAAGCAAGCUCUGGAGAAUGUACCCCCUCGGCUGGUACGGCCAGUCCUCAGGGACAGGUAGCCUCAAGACGUACGUCUCGAGAAAGUCAGAAAGACAUCACUACUCCAGGAUCUAUCAAUGAUAGUGAAUGUGAGAUGAAAUCACCAACCAGCCUGAGUAGUAGAUCCUGUCAGACUUUACCUUACAUGGUAGACUCAGUCCAGCAAGAUACGUUAGAUCUUAUUGAACGACUAGCCAAAGAGAAUGGCACUCCUUCUUUCAAAGACCCUCUAACUUCCUCAUCACCAUGUAGUCCUGCGGAUACGUGCUCUGACUCCGGCACGAUAGCUGACCCCACGGACUGUGCCUCGGCCUCGCAACAGAUGAUCACCAUUGAUAUCGAACCGCCAUCUCCGCGACCUCCUCAUGCAUCCACCGCGACCAUGGAUGCCACGAUCGAUCUGGACGUGCCCUCCACAUCCUAUGGGAUCGUUGAGCACCCCAGCAAGUUCCCAUUUGAUCGGAUGAAGCCGGAGUUGGUGUCUAGUGAUGUCAUCAUCUGGAACCAGGGGCGCCCUUGCCCUACAUUGCCUUGUGGAUCAAGUAUUCCAUUGGAGAGUAAGCAUCUUCCGUUAGGAAUAGGGUUGGAUUCUAGUGAUACGUCAUCCAUGGUAUCAAUGACAUCUGUAGCAAGGUCAGCAAGUGAACUUGGGACAACGUGUCGGGUUUGCUUUGAAGGAGAGACUUCAUCUAAGAACAGGCUGAUCAGACCUUGCAGGUGUACUGGUUCAGCAGCAAGUAUUCAUCGUCAAUGUCUGGUUAAAUGGAUUCAGAUAUCAGGAAAUAGAACAUGUGAGGUAUGUGGAGCAAGGUUCAGUUAUGUACCUCUCUCGGAACACAUGCGAGGCGUCAUGGAUAAAUUCAGGUCAAAUCGGAGAUGGAGAAAUGUGGCGUUUGCUGUUCUUGUCGGACUGGUGGUCAUUCUUUAUCUUAUCAUCUUUGCUGUGUUCCCUGGGGGGAUAAUGAACAAUUAACCCCCUCCCCCCCCACUCCCCUCCCCUGUCCGAUCCUACCCUCCACCAUUCAUUAUAGAUAACAUUUAUUCUACAUAUCCAGAAUUACUAUUACAAAAAAUAAAUAUUCAGUGUAGAUUCACACUCACUCUGUAUAGGGUGUUCAAAUACAUCAUAUCUAGAGACUUUGUAACUUGUAUUAGGAUGUAUACCCUGUAUAUAUGUAUAGCAUCCCUGUUUAUAUGUUAUCAUUGUCUGCUCUAAACAGAUUUGACAGAAUGGGAUAUAGACAUUGAAAUGAGGUAUGGGAUUUCUAUUGCCUCACUUUCUCAUGACAAAACUUAUAACAGGCUAAAGGGUUUCAGUCAAAGGCUGCCUUGCCUAUCUGAAGUCAGUAGGGGCAUUUUCUACAAACCUACAGACAAUAUGGGUUUCCUGAAUGUACAUGCGGUCAUUCUUUAUCAGAUGAAAGCUUGGCAAAUCCACAAAUUUCACUUCAGAUCUUCGGUGUCAAAGUUCAACUCUCACAUAAAUAUGAAUAUCUAAAUCAGUUAUAUCCUAAUAACAAGUGCAUGUCAAUGGUUAUCCUGAAUACAAUGUCUGUCCUCAGUUGAUAAAGAUACAUAUGAUGCAACACUGAGCACAUCGUGUGUCCUUAGUUGAUAAAGAUACAUACUUGACGAAACCAUGCAUGCCUGCGUAAGAGGUCCCCAGUUGUUCCAAUAUAGGUUCAUUACUAAUUGGUUCGUGUAUCGCAUCCAAUUUAAAAAUUGAUUGUGCUGUGUGCAUGUAUCUCCAGACAUCAGUGAUAUGAUAUGCAUUAUAGUAGAAUGGUUGGAGCCUUAUAAUCUUGUGGUAGUGACUUCCAAUUUUUGAGAGUUUUGAGAUCGAAUCCCAGCCAUGGUGUCUUCAGCAAAAAAAUGAAAACUGUUGUGGUACCUUGCCCGAAUUCAUCCCUUGAAAUGUCUGUGAAACUGGAAGGCAGCAGGCUAUAGCCAGGUAAUAAACGAUAACUGGCACCUAAAGCAAUCUGCAGAGUUUGUACGAGUAAUUUAUACGUUGCAUUAUAGAUAAGGUAGUUGUAGGAAUCGGGAUUGUUAAACACGAAGUCAUGUUAUUGUGGAAAACGCUACAUGCUCAGACUAGCAUUC